Molecule: messenger RNA, 2368 nt
Organism: Scatophagus argus
Lineage: Eukaryota; Metazoa; Chordata; Actinopteri; Scatophagidae
Product: tripartite motif-containing protein 16-like
Exons: 7
Coding region: 60-1784 (574 amino acids)
Molecular function (GO): zinc ion binding; protein binding
Source: RefSeq, a predicted model, not a curated record
AAGCCCCUUCAAGCAGGAAGAGGAAGCAGACCUGCUGAGCAACAGCAGUAGUGUUCAACAUGGAGUUGGAUCACAAUCAGUUCUGCUGUUCAGUGUGCCUGGACCUGCUAAAAGAGCCAGUAACGAUUCCCUGUGGACACAGUUACUGCAAGCACUGCAUUGAGGGAUGCUGGGACCAGGAAGAGGAGACGGGGACGUACAGCUGCCCUCAGUGCAGGGAGACCUUCACCUCGAGGCCCGUCCUGAGGAGGAACAACAUGCUGGCUGAGGUUGUUGAGAAGCUGAAGAAGUCAAGCACCCAUCAGGCUUCUCCAAAUCCUCCACCUCCUCCACCACCUGCUGCUGCUGCUGCUGAGGCCUGUGCUGGUCCAGCAGAUGUUGCCUGUGAUUUCUGUUGUGAGACCAGACCCAACAAAGCCACGAUGUCUUGUCUGACAUGUUUGGCGUCUUACUGUCCAGCUCACCUCGAGCCUCACUACAGCGUUCCUGUUCUGAAGAAGCACCAGCUGGUCUCGACCACAAUCCCGCUGCAGAAAAAGAUGUGUGAAAAGCACAACAAGCUGAUGGAGGUCUACUGCCAGACAGACAGGAAGUGCGUGUGCUAUCUGUGCAUUCUAGAUGAACAUAAGCAACACAGCACGCUGUCAGCUGCAGCAGAGAGGGAACGGGAACAGAAACAGCUGAGUGCAAGACAAAAGGAGGUCCAGCAGAGAUUCAAGGAGCGCGAAAAGGAGCUGAAUGUGCUCAUCCAAGCUCUGAAGGAUUUCAAGAGUUGUAGUAAGACUGCAGUGAAGACCAGUGAUGAUAUCUUUGAUCAGCUGAUCUCCUCCAUGAAGGAUAAACGCACUUUGGCGCAGAAGCUGAUCACAGAUCAGGAGAAAACUGCCAUCGCUCAGGCUGAGAAGCUGCAGCUGCAGCUCGAGGAGGAGAUCACCAGCCUGAGGAGGAGGGACGCCGAGCUGGAACAGCUUUCUCAUGUGGACGACAACAUCCACUUCAUUCAGACUUUCAAGACCCUCUCGGCCCCCUGUGAAAAUCCAGACUUACCUUGUGGUCCUCCUGUUUGUCCAAAACGUUGGUUCAAAUCCGUGACUGACUGUGUGUCUAAGCUGAAGGAUGACAUGGAGAGCCUCCUGAAAGACACAUGGCCCAAAAUCUCUGCCACAGUGUCCACAAUCAAAGUUGUGCUGCCUCCUGAGCCAAAGACCCGAGAGGAUUUUUUACGCUAUUCCUGUCCUCUAACACUGGAAAAGAACUCAGCCCCUGAAUAUCUGACCAUUUCACAAGAUUACCGGCGAGUGACGAGUACAGCCCCUAGGAAUCAUUAUAGAUGUUAUGAGUUGUCUGAGAGUUAUGAGUACUCUGACAGCAUAACAAAACUCAGACAGGUGCUGUGCAGAGAGGGUUUGUCAGGGCGAUGUUACUGGGAGGUCAGUUUAAGUGGUCGGAUUUGGUCUGUGGCAGUGUCAUACAAAGACGCAUCGGACUCAGAGUUUGGAAGUAAUAAUGGGUCAUGGAGUCUAGACUGCUCCCAAAAUGGUUGCUCUUUUCGACAUAACAGGACAGCAGUUAAAGCAUCAGGCACUAAAACUUCCAAGAUCGGAGUGUACCUGGAUUACGAGGCAGACACUUUGGCCUUUUAUAAAGUCGACUCUAACAUGAUGACUCUGCUCCACAAAGAACAGGCCACAUUCACUCAGCCUCUGUAUCCUGGUCUCGGGCUGAGGAAUGAUGGAUCUUACUCAAGCAAAAGAUAUCAUGCAGAGCUGAUGAAGUUGUGGUGAUAAAAUACAUAUUGAGGUGGUUAAAAUAUGCCACUGGUGACAGGGCUGUAAUUAUCCCUCCAAUACAAAGAGUGAUAUCAUGUAGAGUAAGGAGUCUGAAACUGAUUGUUCCAACAGCAGUCAUGCAAAAGCUUGUGCUGGGGUUCACACACACACAGCUGCAGGACUACAGGUACUAGCAGUAGUAAUAAUGAUAAUGUGUUUAGUUUUGAUAGUGAUAGUGCAUUAAUGUCCCAUUAAGCUUUUCCCAGUGUGUCCUUUUUCCUUCUGUUUAGACUCAGUGACCUCAUAUUGUUCAGCAUGUACUCUCACUUGAGAGUUUAAAACCAACAAAUGAGAAGAGAGCAGCAUUUGAGAGGUGAUGCUUCUUAAGGAAGGGAGGGAGGCCAGAGUUAUGUGGUUGUAUUCCUCUGUGUACCAGUUGCAGUUUACAUCCAUGUCCAAGUGUACUUCUUCAUGAAAUGGAAGUUAUCACUGUAUUUUUUAAUUUUCUCUGCAUGUACCAGUAAAUGUCAUGUAAACUUAUGGUUUAGACAAAUAUGUGGUUGGCACUUUGGCACUAUCUGAAUAAACUCAAUUGAAAC